UGAAGUUAUUUAUAAAUUCAAUUAGAUCAUAGAUAAAAAAAAGUGUGUAUGUACAGCGGGAGCGCAAAUCAAAACUUGCGAUAAACGGGGCAAUCAGAAAAAUGUUGCAGCCACACCUUUUUAAAAUGAAUUCACCCCUCCAUAUUGAUUGACAAAGUAAUAAUAAUCCGCUUUAAGCAAUAAUGUUCAUAAGGAGGUUUGAUCUGGAUUAGUAAUCUGUUAAUGUAUAAGUAUAAGUGAGAUUGUCAUUUAUUUUUCAAGUAUUCAAUUGAUUUGAUAAUCUUUUUAUUUUAAUUAUAUUAUUACCCAUACCAAGACAGAAAAUAACGAAAUCCACAAUGGCUCCAACUGUCGCAACUCCACAAUCACAAUCACAAGAAGAAAUCGAACAAGUUGUUAGAAAAUUAGCAUCUUUAAAGCCAAUCAGUAGAGGUAACUAUACUGAGAAACAUAUUAAAGGUAAUGGAAUUGAUGCUUUAGAUCAAUUACCUGAAUCUGCUCGUAAGAGAUUUGAAAGACAUAAUGUCGAUUUAUCAAAGGGAUAUCCUACUAAACCUCCAUUUGAUCAAAUUCCAAAAUUUGUCGAUGAAGCUUUUCAAAUUAGAGAGGAAGAAUAUCCAUAUAUUGAAAGAGGUAAGAAUGCUGAUCCAGAAAAGAAAGCUUUAUUCGGAGCUGCUAAGGAUGUUAUUCAUUUAACUAAACAUCUUGGUACUGAAAUUGUUGGAUUACAAUUAUCUGAUUUAAAUGAUAAACAAAAGGAUGAAUUAGCUUUAUUAAUUGCUGAAAGAGUUGUUGUAUUUUUCAGAGAUCAAGAUUUAAGUCCUCAAAAACAAUUGGAAUUAGGUCAUUAUUGGGGACAAGUUGAAGUUCAUGCUCAAGCUCCAAGAUUAGUUGAUGGAAUUUCAGUUAUUUGGUCUGAUUAUAAUAGAAAUAAUGGUUUACCAUUAUCUUUUAAAAAUUCCAGAAUUGGCAAUUCUCAAUGGCAUACUGAUUUAGUUCAUGAGAAACAACCUGCUGGAAUCACUCAUUUACAUAAUGAUACUAUUCCAAAAGUUGGUGGUGAUACUUUAUGGGCAUCUGGUUAUGCCGCUUAUGAUAAAUUAUCUCCAUCAUUCCAAAAGUUUUUAGAUGGUAAGACUGCUAUUUACAGAAGUGCUCAUCAAUAUAUUGAUCGUGAAAAUCCAUUAAAAGGUCCAAAAUUUAUUGAAAGAGAACAUCCUAUUAUUAGAACUCACCCAGCUACUGGAUGGAAAUCACUUUAUGUUAACAGAUCCAUGACAGUUAGAAUUGUUGGAUUAGAACCAGAUGAAUCAAAAGUUAUCUUAGAUUACUUAUUUUCAAUCUUUGAAAGGAAUUUAGAUAUUCAAGUUAGAUUCAAUUGGGCUCCAACUAAAGAAGGAUUUGGAACUUCAGCAAUUUGGGAUAAUAGAAUUUCUCAACAUAAUGCUGUCUGGGAUCAUGAAGGCUUAGAAGCAAGACAUGGUACGAGAGUUACAUCCUUAGCUGAAAUUCCAUACUUUGAUCCUGAAUCCAAAUCUCAAAGAGAAUCAUUAGGAUUAUCUUUGAAUUAGUUAGAAAUGGUGUAGAUAUAAGACGUACAAGCAUGUUUUAUCGCAUAUUAUUUUUAAAAGAUAUAAAAAGAAUUACAUUAUUAUUUAAAAUUAAAACCAAAAAAAUAUAUCAAGUGCUUUUUAAUCAUCUUGAGUAGUGAUCAAUGUAACUUCAAUUAUAAUUGUAAUUAGAUAUAUAUAUCGAUUCGUAACUGAUUCUGUGUACGUGAAAACAGCCCAUGACACAAAGAAAUGCGCUUCUUUAAAUUUGCAUCAAAAAAUUUCGAAAUACAACUGCGAUAACGUCAAUUUUGAUAAAGCCACAGAAAUCAAGUAAAAUCAAUCAAAAUCAAACUGGGCCCCCUGCAAGCUAUAACAAUGAUUUCUAAGACCUG
Molecule: messenger RNA, 1945 nt
Organism: Scheffersomyces coipomensis
Lineage: Eukaryota; Fungi; Ascomycota; Pichiomycetes; Serinales; Debaryomycetaceae
Product: TauD/TfdA dioxygenase family protein
Exons: 1
Coding region: 339-1571 (410 amino acids)
Cellular component (GO): cytoplasm
Molecular function (GO): 2-oxoglutarate-dependent dioxygenase activity
Source: RefSeq, a predicted model, not a curated record